Messenger RNA from Dimorphilus gyrociliatus, 1985 nucleotides. The record is from the annotation of a GenBank genome assembly. Lineage: Eukaryota; Metazoa; Annelida; Polychaeta; Dinophilidae.
AUUGCUUUUUUAGUUAUGUUUCAAUGUGCUGUAUUGAAAUAUAACAGCUGAACAUUUAAAUAUUAGCUAGGAAUUUUCAUUUAUUUGCUCAACUACGAUUCACUAAUUUGACAACAACUAAAUUUCUCUACAAGAUGGAGGACAAACCAAGUGAAAACGUUGAAGUUGAUAUGUCAAGAUCUGAUGAAGUAUUGUCAAGGGAGACCACUAAAUGUUCGACAAUAGCCGCUUGGUCAGUAGUUUUGGGAAGUUUGGAUACUGCUAGACAAUUAGUCGGUUAUCAAGUAACCUUCGAUGGUGGAAUACGUUCAUCAUUGAUAGUGCUGUUUUCCGAAUGCUUGAAAUUAAUAGUUUUGUUUUGCUUUUUGCUAACGAGAAGCGCUGAACUUAUGAAAGUUCAUAAGUUUUCGCUAUGGCUACUCUUUCCAGCCUCAAUUUAUGCUAUAACGAAUAAUCUUUUCUAUGUUGGAGUAAGUCUGGUACCUCCUCCUAUUUGGGCUAUAUUAAAUCAAACAAGAGUUAUAUUUUUGGGCGUCGUUUACAAAUUUAUAUUCAAGAGACAAUUUACAAAAUAUCAAUGGACUGGUCUGUUUUUCUUACUGAUAGCUGUGACACUUACUGCGGCUAAAGGGGAUGAUUCCAAACAUAAAACUUAUACUAGGUCUGACUUAAUGUAUGCUUGUAUUAUUGCACUAGGAGCAUCUUUUUUAUCUGCUAUUGGACCAAUUGUCGUCGAAUGGAGGCUUAAAAGUGAUGAAUCAAGGUCAUUCGCCGUUCAACAGUUUCAAUUGUACACCAUGGGAUUGUUAUCUUGUCUUGUUGUUGUCAGUCUAGAUGUUCUACGUAAGCCUAUGGUCAUGGAUAGACUACAAAUGCCACAACUAUCUGCCAUCUUGGCUGUAGUCUUAACAGCAGCAUGUGGAUUGACAGUAGGAGCAGUCAUGAAAAAGACUGAUAACGUUGUAAAGGAACUCAGUGGUAUAGGGCGAAAAAUAAAAGUAGCAGAAAGCUUAGAAGAUGAAUAUAAACUACUAAGUGAGACCGCAAAAAGUCAUGCAGUAUUAUCAAUGGGUAUUAGUUGUUUCAUCUUAAGAAAUGAAACUUCAGCUAAUAAUGAAAAACCAAUUACUAAAUAUCUCGUGCACACUUAUAAUUUUAUGCUCAUGCCUGAAGAUCAUCAUACAGUUGAUCCUUUUUCUAUUAAGUUUUUAGCUCUCCACGAAUUUAACUUUAACAAAUUAUACAAGUCUGGAAUACAUUAUACAUUAACUGAUAGAAUGAAUGAGAAUAAUAGAAGAACAGAUAAAUCUUUUAUUGAUUUAUUAAUGAAAAUGUUAAACUGUAACGUUCCUAUGAUUGUUCAUAAUGGUUUUGUUGAUUUAGCUUUUUUUUAUCAAAAUUUUAUUUCUGACUUACCAACAUCUUCAAAAAAAUUUUUUAACAGUCUAAAAGAAAAUUUUAAAGGAGGAAUCUUUGAUACGAAGUACAUAGCUUUAAAAUUGAAGAAGAUGAGAGCCUCAUAUUUAGCUUAUAUGUUUAGAAAGUGUCAAAAGGAUAAUGUUGAAAAUAAUCAGAAUCGCAAUAAAUCGAUAGAUGUUGCAUUCUCCGAUUUAUUAACUAAUGGAGAGCAAUUAUCAUUUUUCACCUGCAAGACUCCGGAUUAUCCCAUUUUAAUUACAAAUCAAAUCUGUAAACAUUUUGCCUUUAACGGCUGGUGCAGAGAUGGAACGGAUUGUAAGAGAUCACACGAUUUAGACACUAUUGUACAUAUUAACUUUAAGUUUAGAAAGUGUCAAAAUAAAGAACGUGAUGAAACAUGCAAAGAAAUUAAUGAAGAAGCUACUGAGAAAAAAUUAUCAGGUCAACAUAGUUCAGGCUUUGAUGCUUUUAUGACUGGUUUUGCUUACUCAUUUUUUCUUAAUCAAAAUGAAGUUCUCAACUUGGAUAAUUCAAGAAAUCGCAUUUACAUAUCAAAAAAAUACUGA